AUGGCUUCUUUGUCGCUUUCAUCUUUGCAUGCUUCAACAUUCCUCUUGGCAAUUCUCAUUUUCAUCUUGUUUUGCAUGCCAUAUUGUGUUCUUGGCUAUGAUGCACAAACGGUCAUAGACUCUCCUAUGUUAACAGAGAAGUUAGGAAUUAAUCGCACUAUCAAAGUAGAUAUCAACGGCAAUGGGGAAUUCAAAUCUGUCCAAGCUGCCAUCGAUUCCAUUCCUGAAGGAAAUUCUAAUUGGGUCAUCGUUCAUGUUAGGAAAGGAGUAUAUAGGGAAAAAGUGCACAUACCAAAGACUAAGCCUUAUAUAUUCUUGAGAGGGAAUGGAAGAGGAAAAACUGCUAUAGUUUGGUCUGAAAGCUCUUCUGACAACAUAGCUUCUGCUACCUUCAAAGUCGAAGCCCAUGACUUCUUUGCCUUUGGAAUUAGCUUCAAGAAUGAGGCACCCACAGGGGUUGCCUAUACCUCGCAGAAUCAAUCAGUGGCAGCAUUUGUGGCAGCAGACAAAGUUGCAUUUUACCAUUGUGCAUUUUACAGUACUCAUAACACUCUCUUUGAUUACAAAGGAAGACAUUACUAUGAGUCUUGUUAUAUUCAAGGCUCAAUUGAUUUCAUAUUUGGCCGUGGCAGAUCCAUCUUCCAUGGCUGUGAGAUAUUUGUGAUUGAUGACAAAAGGAUAACAAUUCAUGGGUCAGUCACAGCUCAAAACAGGGAAAGCGAACCUGAGAUUAGUGGGUUUAUCUUUAUCAAAGGCAAGGUUUAUGGCAUUGGAGGGGUGUACCUAGGAAGGGCCAAGGGUCCUUAUUCUAGGGUCAUUUUUGCUAAGACAUACCUAUCAAAGACCAUUGUCCCAGAGGGGUGGACCAAUUGGAGCUAUGAGGGUAGCACAGUAAAUCUAUUCCACGCGGAAUACAAGUGCCAUGGACCUGGAGCCACUACAGAGGGACGUGCUCCUUGGUCAAAGCAACUAACUGAUGAACAAGUUGCACCAUUUUUAUCUGUUGAUUACAUUGAUGGCAAGAAUUGGUUGCCAGUUUGGCAAUAA
This is a messenger RNA of Gastrolobium bilobum, 1047 nucleotides long. RefSeq names its product probable pectinesterase 67. The record is from RefSeq and is a predicted model, not a curated record. Lineage: Eukaryota; Viridiplantae; Streptophyta; Magnoliopsida; Fabales; Fabaceae. Gene Ontology annotation, biological process: cell wall modification. Gene Ontology annotation, molecular function: pectinesterase activity. Bases 1 to 1047 code for a protein of 348 amino acids. The transcript has 5 exons.